Molecule: messenger RNA, 1584 nt
Organism: Tilletiopsis washingtonensis
Lineage: Eukaryota; Fungi; Basidiomycota; Exobasidiomycetes; Entylomatales
Product: dihydrolipoyl dehydrogenase
Exons: 6
Coding region: 1-1584 (527 amino acids)
Cellular component (GO): oxoglutarate dehydrogenase complex; mitochondrion
Molecular function (GO): flavin adenine dinucleotide binding; dihydrolipoyl dehydrogenase (NADH) activity
Source: RefSeq, a predicted model, not a curated record
AUGCUUGCCGGUCUCGCGACGCGCCGUGCUGCGCCCCGGGCCUUCCAGCCCAUGACGCUGCCCACAGUCGUCGGUGCGCCGCGCAUCGCCCGCCGCGGCCUCGCCUCGGCCGCCGAGCCCUACGACGUCGUCGUUGUCGGCGGUGGCCCGGGCGGCUACGUGGCCGCCAUCAAGGCCGCCCAGCUCGGCCUGAAGCUUCUGCACCGCCCGCGCCACGCCCCCGUCUUGGCCCACAAGCUCACACCUCCCCCACAGACGGCGUGCAUUGAGAAGCGCGGCGCCCUCGGCGGCACCUGCCUCAACGUCGGCUGCAUCCCGAGCAAGGCCAUGCUCAACAACUCGCACCUCUACCACCAGGCCAAGCACGACUUCAAGAGCCGCGGCAUCAUCGCCGAGAACGUCACCGUCGACCUCGGCGCCAUGCUCAAGGCCAAGAACGGCAGCGUCACGGCGCUCACCAAGGGCAUCGAGGGCCUCUUCAAGAAGAACAAGGUCGACUACAUCAAGGGCCACGGCGCCUUUGCCGAGCCCGGCGCUAUCAGCGUGCAGCUCAACGACGGCGGCGAGACGCGCAUCGAGGGCAAGAACAUCAUCAUCGCCACGGGCUCCGAGGUGACGCCGUUCCCGGGCAUCGAGAUCGACGAGAAGCAGAUCGUCUCGUCGACGGGCGCGCUCGAGCUGCAGCAGGUGCCCAAGAAGAUGACGGUCAUCGGCGGUGGCGUGAUUGGCCUCGAGAUGGCCUCGGUGUGGAGCCGCCUCGGUGCCGAGGUGACGGUCGUGGAGUUCCUGGGUGCGAUUGGCGGCGCCGGCAUUGACGCCGAGGUUGCCAAGAAGUUCCAGUCCAUCCUGCAGAAGCAGGGCAUCAAGUUCAAGCUCAACACCAAGGUCAUCGGCGCGGAGAAGAAGGGCGAGACCGUGGCGCUGAACGUCGAGGCGGCCAAGGGCGGCAAGGAGGAGCAGCUCGAGUCUGACGUCGUGCUCGUGGCCAUUGGCCGGCGGCCCGUGACGCGCGGCCUCAACCUCGAGGCCGUGGGCAUCGAGGUGGACAACCGCGGCCGCGUCGUCGUCGACGACCAGUACAACACGUCGUGCAAGGGCGUCAAGUGCAUCGGCGACGCCACGUUCGGCCCGAUGCUGGCACACAAGGCCGAGGAGGAGGGCAUUGCGGCCGUCGAGAUCAUCAAGUCGGGCCACGGGCACGUCAACUACGGCUGCAUCCCCGCCGUCGUGUACACGCACCCCGAGGUGGCGUGGGUGGGCAAGAACGAGCAGGAGCUCAAGGACGAGGGCGUCAAGUACCGCCUCGGCAACUUCCCCUUCCUCGCCAACUCGCGCGCCAAGACCAACGCCGACUCGGAAGGCUUCGUCAAGUUCAUCGUCGAGGAGGAGACGGACAAGAUCCUCGGCAUCCACAUCAUCGGCCCCAACGCCGGCGAGAUGAUUGCCAGCGGCGUGCUUGCCAUGGAGUACUCGGCCAGCGCCGAGGAUGUCGCACGGACGUGCCACGCACACCCGACGCUGUCGGAGGCCUUCAAGGAGGCUGCCCUCGCCGCGAGCACGGGCGGCAAGGCGAUCCACUUCUGA